Messenger RNA from Gaeumannomyces tritici R3-111a-1, 3788 nucleotides. Its product is annotated as topoisomerase II. Gene Ontology annotation, cellular component: P-body. Gene Ontology annotation, biological process: deadenylation-dependent decapping of nuclear-transcribed mRNA; P-body assembly. The record is from RefSeq and is a predicted model, not a curated record. Lineage: Eukaryota; Fungi; Ascomycota; Sordariomycetes; Magnaporthales; Magnaporthaceae. Bases 386 to 2908 code for a protein of 840 amino acids. The transcript is spliced from 3 exons. Gene Ontology annotation, molecular function: RNA binding.
UUCCCCACCAUCAUUUUCCCGCCGCAUUUUGACGUUGGGCCUCUCAAUCCUUCGCCAACGCCCGACUUUGGCCACUCCUCACACCCACGCAUCCUCGCCGCCGGUGCUGUCACGACCGGGCCUGCGUCUGUCCUUGGGGCUUGCCCUGGCCUUUCCUUUCUUCCGCUCCGCGCUGACUUCCUGCUUCUCAUCGGCUAUUCGUCUUUUUGUUCCUGCUGCUGUCCCCGUCGACUGCGCAUCGUUUCCCGCCGGCCACCAAACCACCGCCUCAUCUUUCUGCUGCAUCAUCAUCAUGGUGGAUUCCAGAGCUGUUUGGUGGAUAAUCUUGGUUUCAGCAUAAAUUUUCUCUCGCUCUCCCUCUUGACUUCCCUUGCCAUCCGCCAAGAUGUCUUUCUUCGGCUUCGAUACGUCCGGCCAUAACAAGGCCGCACCUGGCUUCUCUCAGGCCCAUGAUCCGUUUGCCGGUCUCCGACAUGGCGACGACGGGGGAGAUGCGCUUGAGUUCGAAGACACCUACGAUGGCCUAGGCGAUCAGCUAGACGAAACGGACGACGCCUUCAAUGACGAUACUUUUGGUGGCGGGGGUGAAGCGAACGUCGGCAAGGUUGGCAAAGACUUCGACUUCUUCGGGCAGACAGCCAAGGUGGCCAACGCCAUCGACGAGGAGUCCGUCCGCUACAGCCGUCAGCACCCUGCUCCUCGCGUAGCUGCGCCUAUAGUGGACUACCAGUAUCCCAACCAUGCGUCGCAGCAUGCUCCCCAGCCCGUUCGUUCGGGCUAUGAGAAGUACAGGGACCCCGAGCCGGUUCCCGAGCUCCAGGCUGAUACCGCGCUCUGGGGUAUGGCGCCUAAGCGACAGCCCUUUGUGACAACCCCCACUCCAGGGGCCGCUGCGCAGUUCCCGCCCGCUGCCAGCAGGAAGAUGAUGAGCCUGGAGGAGGUUGAAGCUGCCAUGCGGGCACAGUCGAAGAAACCCGAGCCCUCACCCAUCCAGGCCCACCAGCACCUUGCGCAACCUCAGGCUCCUCAGUACUCUGUGUCUGCCCCUACUCAGCAGCCUAUGGAAUUCCUGUAUGCCCAGCAUCAGCAGCAGCAACAGCAACAGCAACAGCAGCUCCAUCGCAUGCCUUCCCCCGCCGAUCAUGGUCACCCCGUGGACCUGAACAUGUCGCACGGACCCGCGCACACUGGUCCGAUAUCUAUCCUUCAGCGACCACAGUCCAAGACGCCUGUUGGAUCUCAGCCCCCCCACGUGCCCCAGCAGGCUCCUGUUGUCCACCAUCAGCAAAAUGCCCAGGCGCCCGUGUCGAAGCCCAUGCAAAUUCUGCAGAACCCGAACCGCCACGUUGGAUCCAACGCGGCUCAUGCUGCACACCAGCGCCAGCAAGGUCCUUACCCACCGAACAUUCUAGCGCACCCCUCGCAGCUGGCCCAGCUGAACGAUGAGGAGAAGAAUGCCUAUCUGGAGCAGGAGGCACGCCGCGCCAAGCGCAAUCACAAGAUCUUCAUGCUUUCCAAGGAUAACGGUCUCAUGACACCUCAGGACAAGAACUUUAUCACUAGGAUCCAGCUCCAGCAGCUGGUUGCUGCCACUGGCAACCCCAUCGACCAGGGGACUGAUGAUAACCUCUCCGAGGACUUCUACUACCAGGUCCACUGCCAGAUCCGUGGCGGUCACCGCCAGCACCCCGGCCAGCCGCUCAACAACUUUGCACAGACUUAUCUGUACCAGACUGGGAGUCGGCAGAAUGGAGCUCGCCGCCAGCACCGUGGGCCUGAGAACCACGUCCAGCGGAUGGAGCAGCAGGUCCAGCGCGCUGUGGAGGCGGCCAAGAACAAGCCCAAGAACAAGCAGCUCGUAAUCGAGGGCUCCCUGGGCAAGAUCUCGUUCAGCAAUGCCAAGACACCAAAGCCCCUGCUUAACAUCAAGCGCAACGACAACGCGGAUGUCCAGCGCCCUGGUAGCUCUCACCGGACCACAACGUCUGCCGCCGUCAACCGCAAAAUGCUCCUUGCCGAUGUCGAGAAGGUGUAUAGCAGCCUCAUGAAGAUGGAGGACCAUAAUCGCAAGAUGCCGCCCCCGCCCAGCGAGCUUGGCAACAACGUCGAACUCGCUCACCAGCACGCACACUGGUCGCAUGUGGCGGAGCAACUGAACAACCAGCUCUGGAACGAGCUCAAGGUUCACGAGCCCAUCGGUGCUACCGUCAUUCACCCUUUCAUCGCCUUCCUCUCAUGCCCCAAGGGUAAGAAGGCCAUUCCUCGUGUUUUCCGCCAUAUCAACCACGAGCAGCGCCUGUCCAUUCUCACUAUGAUUGUCCUGCACCUCGACAAGCUCGACGUGGUUCGCGGUGCUGCCAGCGACGAUGGCGAGACAAUGCUCAACGCUGCUCUGCGCGAGAGCAUAGAGCUGUUCUCGGUCGCUGUCAUGGACACGCUCUUCAAGCUCAUGUCAGAGCUCAACCUCGAUAUCGUCACCGGGGUUCUUGGAAUUCUGUCUACUACCAAUGUCGAUCUCGUCGCUCGGUCCCGCAUCGGAGCGUCUGUCUUGACCAUGAUCCUGUCCAGGGCCGAGAUUCUGAAGCAGGCUGGAGCUCCCCAGCCACUCUUGGAUAGCUGGACUUCUACAUACAACAAAUUCUUCAACAUUCUGGAGGCAACUCUACCACGAAUCUUCCCUGGCUCGGUCAACUCGGGGCAAGAUAUCUACGUCUGGCAGCUACUUGCCGCGCUUGGGAUCGGCGCGAACCAGGACCAGCAGCAACGGCUUGUUCUCGGCGUCAAGGAUCGCGUUAUGGACACCGUGGCUCUCUCCAAGACGCUUCCGGCGGACAUGGCGUCGUUGCGCCUCCAGAACGUGAACUUGUUCAUGCGCUCUAUCGGCUUGGAUGUUGAGCUGCUGGUGUGAAACGAUCUCACAUGGUUUUCGCAUCGCACCACAAUUUUUGGAAGACUCCCUUCAUAUAUCUUCCAUGUCUCGGUUACCCUGGCUACAUGCUAGGGAAAGAUUCAGCAGCCCGAAGCGGGAAGCCUCGUGGAGAGGCAUUGUGGAAUGAGCAUCAAGAUGGCUCAAAAUUGGGCGGCCAAACAAUUUAAAGGGGGGUCUGAGUGACAUGUGGCGACACAAUCUGACAUGAGGACGAGGAACAUGAUAGUUAUUUGUCCAUUACAAGGAGCAAAUACGCGGUCUAUGGGGGAUUUAGGGCUCGCAGUGAACCUGUGGAGGGGAUCGCCGAGGGAAGCUGAGCGUGAGAACUUGAGGAAGUGCCAUUACUCGCUGUUCCGUCGGUCAAGUGGUAUGGCCAUUUAUAAGGCGCAGAGGGCGGCCUCCACGGCGGGAGAUGGAAGUGGGAAUCGUGGCGGUAGCUUGAUGGAUCAAGCAGAAUAUUGAGGGCUUCUGUGAAAAUCAGGGGUAUGGGGAGUGGAAAAUAUGGUUACGAAGCUGGUUGGAGUAUUUUAAACACCGAUUCAACAACGUGCCAUCGUCGCCAAGUAGUGAUAUGGGGCAGAAUUUUCUUCUAUUCGCUGCCGGGUACGAGGUCUCUGGUAUCCUUGGGCCUGGAACGGCCGGGAUGCCUGGCGACCCCGCGAGGUGGCUGGCAGUUGAAAUAUGAUGCGUCGUAUAUACUCGUCAUUUAUCAGGGAGGAGGUUUCGUGGAAUUGUACGUCCAUUGAUACACUUUUGUAUUUGCAACACCGUGUAUGCUGUGGUAAAAAGGAUAUGAAAAACCAGCCGUCCCCCCGAAACAGAAAAGCCGAUGCACCCAACUCCUGGCCCUUUACCUGCC